GCACAUCCACCGCACACCAAGACAUCAACAAAAUCAAGGACAACAUUUUCGGCCAACCACGCCCAAGGAAGGGCCCAGGGGGCCAGGAUCUAUUCCCACUCCACACACGAGAGGGGAGACAUAAUGCAUGACAACCAAGCAUACGUGCCCUCAACCGAAUGGCUUGAGGCGCAACUUGCGUUCAAAGUUUCGAUGGUUCGCGGGAUUCUGCAAUUCACACCACGUUUCGCAUUUCGCUACGUUCUUCAUCGAUGCAAGAGCCGAGAUAUCCAUUGCCGAGAGUCAUUUUUAUUAAAAGGAUGCAAAGCUCACAGGCAGCAUAACUAAGCUCUGCGAGGUUGCACACUCAUUAUUAUAUUCCUUGGCGCUGCUGCGCCGGUGUUUUUGUUCGUCGUGGGCAAAUCAGAAAGAUGGCACCCCGACAUUCGAAUCAAUAAUUGGUACAGGUUAGCAAGUCAUUCUACCGCGAGGCUUCUCUGAGUUGCUUCUGCUCCCAUGGGUUCUGGCAAAGCCCAGAGUGUUAAGAAGACUAAGAAGAAGCUCCCUAGGAGCCCAAAGAAGAAAACGACUGGAGAUGAUGUUAUGGAGACUCCUAGUCUGAAUACGGAUAUUGCCAUGGAGCUACCUGAGAAGGAGAAGGCUCCAACUGCGUCUUCAACAUCUGAGACAUCCCCUCCACAUGCUGAAGACGUCCCUGAUAUAGGUCCUCAGGUGGGGAUAACCUCUGCGCAAGAGACCCCCCAGGUGUUUGACAAAAUGCCUGAACCAGACUUGGUUGCUGCCAAACCUGUUACGUUUGCUGACCUCUUCAAGGGCAAUAGGGAUCCUGACAAAGGUAUGAUUCUGAAACAAUAUGAUGUUGGUGAAGGUGUUCUCCAUAUCCCGGAUUCUAUUAUUAAACCUGUUGAAGAGCUGUGGGGUUUUUGCCUUGUGGGCUGCUUUACUGGACGCUUCUUUGGCCUCAAGGCAGUGGAUGCUAUUGUCAAAAGCUGGAAUGUACCUUUUAGAAUCAUUCCCCAUUGUAAGGGUUGGGUUAUCCUGAAGUUUGAGAAUGAUACUGAUAGAAUGGAUGUGCUGGGUAGGGAAAGGGAUAAAGCUUAUGGGAAGGAGCUUAGACUCAAGAUCCCUUCUCAUGGUUUCAUGUUUGAUUUUGCUGAAUUCACCACUCUACCUGUCUGGGUUCAGCUACACAAUGUACCAUUGCAGCUUUGGUCUGAGGAAGGAAUUGGAAUGCUGGCCUCAAAAGUGGGGAAGCCUCUGAGAACUGACCUGGUUACAAAGCAGCAAGGUAAGGGUGGUUUUUGUAGAGUGCUUGUUGAGGUUGACUUCUCAAAACAGCCUGUGACCCACUUUGAGGUAGCUUGUAUGGGUAAGACUUACACACAACUUGUGGUGUUCGAGGAAGACCCUAAAUACUGCUUUCAUUGCAAAACCUGGAAUCAUUGCCCCUUCUACUGCAAAGAACUGGGUAAGAAUAAGGAGAUGGCAGGUUUGGAGACUACACAUAAGGUGGAUUUGGAUAAGCCAAAGGAGACUAAAAAGCCCCAUGGGAAGGCUGGAGCUAAGGACAGUGUACCUCCUGGUGAAAAUCCACAUGUUGAACCUGUAGGGGGUUUGAUUCCUUCUUCUUCCAACAACAAGGAGAAGGCUAUAGAACCCAUUUCCAAAACUGGAGGCCUGGCUGUUGACAACAUGGCUGGUAAGGAUGUUGUUUUGCUUAAGAAGAAGAGGAUUGAAGUUGGAGACAUGGUUGGGAAGAGACCAGAGAAGAAGAAAGGUGUCCAAUGCCUUACAACACAAAAGGAGUUUGUCCUAUCCUUCAUUUAUGGCCUGUACACUGUUACCAAGAGAAGGGAGCUGUGGCAUGACUUGUCUUCCUUAGCACAGUAUAUUACCAUACCCUGGGCUUUGCUUGGGGAUUUUAACUGUGUUUUGGCUAGCAAUGAGAGGGUGAACUGUAUGAGCCAGGGAGCAUACUAUAUGACUGAUCUACAAGCCUUCAAGUCUUCUAACUGCUUAGAAGAUGUUCCUUCUACUGGAAAUUUCUUCACUUGGCAUAAAGGGAACAAGCUUGCUAAACUGGAUAGAGUCCUUGCUAACCAACCUGGGGAGACUUUGUGUGGUGCACCCCUUGGCAACAGGUCCAGGCCUUUCAGAUUCUUCAAUAUGUGGCUAAAGCAUGAGAACUUUAAUGGUUUGGUCUCCCAGUUUUGGGAGGCAGGUGUGGUUGGCUCUAAGCAAUUCUCCUUAUGUUCCAAGCUUAAACGCCUGAAACCUCCCUUAAAAUCCCUUAAUAAGCAGGCUUUUGGUCAUAUCUCUAGAAGAGCUAUGGAAGCUAAAGAGGAGUAUGGAUUAGUGAUGAAGCAGGUGGUCCUGGAUCCUAAUAAUCAAACCCUUCUUGAUGAUGCUGAUAUUAAAAGGAAGAGAGCUAACUUCCUCCUUGAUGCUGAAUUGGCCUUCUUUCAACAGAAAGCCAAAUGUGACUUCCUUAUGAAUUCUGAUAGAUGCACUACUUACUUCCACUCCAUUGUUAAGAAGAACAGAACGAAAAACACUGUUGGGUUCUUGGUUAGAGAGGAUGGAUCUAAAACUACUUCUAAGAAUGAGGUGGCUAGUAUCUUUGUGGACUACUUCACUACUUUGUUUGGUACUACUUCUUCAGUGGAACCCAUUGACCUAGAGAGUUUGACUGCUGGAACCAGAGUGCCUUCUUCUGCACAGUCCACUCUCCUUGCUUCUGUUACACCUGAGGAGGUGAGGGAGGCAGUUUUUGACAUUGGAAAUGACAAGGCCCCAGGCCCUGAUGGCUACACUGCAGCUUUCUUUAAGGAUCAGUGGGCUACUGUGGGGGCCUUUGUCCCUGGGAGAUCUCUUGUGGACAAUUUCCUCCUAGCUCAACACCUUAUCAGGGAUUAUGCUGUCAAGAGGUCUACACCUAGCUGCUUGAUUAAAUUGGACAUCACCAAGGCCUAUGAUACUGUCUCUUGGAGCUUUUUGCAAGGUGUGAUGCAUGGUUUGGGCUUUCCCCCCAGAUUUGUCUCUCUUAUCAUGGAAUGUGUUUCCUCUGCUUCUUCAUCUAUUAUGGUUAAUGGAGACAGUCAUGCCUUCUUUGCUAGUCAGCGUGGGCUUAGACAAGGGGAUCCAAUGGCCCCUACCCUCUUCCUCUUUUGUAUUGAGUACUUCUCUAGGUUACUCAACAAAAGGGCUAAAGUAGGUGGCUUUAACUAUCACAAGGAUUGUGCAGCACUUGGGAUUACGCACUUGGCCUUUGCUGAUGAUCUUAUGUUGUUCUCUAGAGGGGAUUCCCUUUCUGUGCAGGUUUUAAUGGAUGCUUUGGACCAUUUUUCAAGGGUGUCUGGCCUAACCCUUAAUCCUACUAAAUCCAACAUCUUCCUUGCUGGUAAAUACAGGGAUGCUAGCCAAAAUAUUCUGGAUCUUGCCUCCUUUCCUCGUGGUCAGCUUCCUGUUAGAUAUCUGGGUCUCCCUUUGGCCUCUCAAAGGAUCUCUGAGAGUGAUUUUGCCCCUUUGUUCAAAACUGUUGAUGGUUUUCUGUCUAAAUGGAGCACUUUGAAGUUAUCCUAUGCUGGCAGACUGGAACUGAUUAGAGCAGUGGUACAGGGAGUCCAAUCCUUUUGGCUCCAGGCCUUUCCUGUCCAGAAAUAUGUGCUUGACCGUAUCACCUCCAUGUGUAGAGACUUCCUUUGGGGCAGCAAACUUGCCAAGGUUGCAUGGGUUGAUAUUUGCCAGCCAAGGGAGGAAGGUGGUUUGGGUCUGAAAGACGUCAAUACCUGGAAUAAUGCUUUGUUGUGCAAACUUCUGUGGAACUUGGCAGCUAAGAAAGACACCCUUUGGGUCAAAUGGGUUCACAAUGUUUACAUUCAGGGUGAGAACCUGUGGCAGUGGCAGCCCAAGAAGAGACACUCUGUCUUCUUCAAAAGGCUGGCUUAUGUACAUGACCUUUUGGUUCAAAAGCUUGGUGAUCUUCAUCCUUCUAUGGAAGAGGCUAUGAAACCUUUUUGCUCGGCAGGUAACCUUAUUCCAAGAAAGGUUUAUGAUUUGUUUAGGGCUAAAGCAAACCCAAAGCCUUGGAUGGCUUUCAUUUGGCAAAACUAUAUUCCUCCUAAGUGCUCCUUUACGUUGUGGCUGGCACUUAGGAGGAGGCUGCCCACCAAAACUAACUUGGAAUUCCUCGGUUUGCCUAUGGACUGCACCUUCUGUGGACAUGGGUUGGAAGAUGUGGACCACCUGUUCUUUAGCUGCCAGUUCUCUAAAGAAGUUUGGGACAAUAUCAAGACUUGGCUAGAGGAGAGGUCUCGAGUUCGAGUCCCACUCUGCGCCAGUGGAACUAUGCCUCCCCAAAAAACCCUUCAAGUGUUUGAUCUUCUACACUCCAAGGCGAGCUUAUCCAUCCUGAAUUCCAGCGGCGUUGUUCAAGUUUUGGGUGACAACGAACUACCUAGGAUGGCGAAGGGCAAGAAGAAGGACCGUAGACCUCCACCUCCCACUCCUCCAAACAAGAAAGAGUUGCGUAACUUUCUUCGUGAUAUGGAGGGUGUGUGUGGGGCUGGAGGGGAGACUGUGGAGUGUUCUGAUACUGUGGUUAACUAUCCGGUCAUGACUGAGGAGGAUUUCCUUCCUUGCACUAAAUCUUGUGAGGUCAUGGUUGAAGAUGAUGAUGGAUCUGAAUCCCAAAGCCCUUCUCUUGACGAGGAGAGGAUUGAGCAAGACUUGCUGAAGGAUAAGAGUGAUGGCAACAAGGGAGACACUCCAGUAGCUAUUCCAGUAGCUAAUGCUGAAGCUCCUGAACAUGCUGAAUCUUUUGAGAAGGAUAACUGUGAGAAGGAAGACAAUGGGAAAAACAGUGGAAAUGAGAUUGGGAAGACUGAUGGCAAUACCUCUGGUAAUAAAGCUGAUAUACCUAAAGAGAAAAAGACCUUUGCAUCAUUGUUUGAGAAAAACAGAUCAGAGGAUAAAGGAAUGAAGCUUCAUCAGGUGGACAUGGAUGAAGAUGAGGAGGUCUUUGUUCAGCCUGAAGAUGUUACACCAAUGGAGGAGCUUUGGGGACCAUGCCUGGUUGGGUGUUUCACUGGCAGAUUCCCUAGCCUUGCCCCCAUUCAAUCCUUGGUGGAAUCAUGGAAAGUGCCCUGCCAGUUCUUGCCCCACCAUAAGGGCUGGGUCAACUUUGUGGGAGGCAGCUAUAUGCAACAUGUGGAAUAUGAAGACCUGCCUCUUUACUGCUAUCACUGUGAGAAGUUUGGACACACACCCUUUGACUGCCUUAAUCUCCAUGAGAUUCAGAGAAAGGAAACUACUGCAGAACAAAUAGCUUUGGACAAGGCUAGAGUUGAGGUUUUGAAAACUUCCCUCUUGGUUGACAACGACAGGGAGAAGGAGAAGGCCAAACAGAAUCAAAAAGGUAAACAGGUUUUAGAAGGAACUAAUGGUGGUGAGAAACCUGCUGACCCCAAUGAACCCUCACCCUCCUUCUCCAAAAAGGAUGAUCAUGAUGGCUUCACACUUGUGGGAAAAGGAAGGGGAUCCCUCACUACACAUCCUCUUAAGGAAGCAAACUUCAACAAUGGCAACAAACAACCACAGCUCAGAAGGGAAACUAGAAGUAGUGGACGUGGACACAACCAUGGUAACAGGGGGGGUACAUACAGAGAAGCCAAGUUUAAGCUCUUUCUCCAUAACAAACUCCCUUCCUGGUCUUCAACUGAUAAUUUUGCUAUGAUUGAUGAUGGGAGAAUGGCUGUUAUAUGGAACCCACUUUUUGUUACUUGUACGGUGCUGCAUGUUGGUGAUCAAUUCAUCCAUUGCAGAAUUUUGUGUAAUGUUUCCCAGAAAUGCUUCCACAUUACAUUUGUUUUUGCUCUAUACAAUGUAACUGUUAGAAGACAACUAUGGGAAACAAUUUCUGAUUUUGCUGUGAAUAUCAAGACCUCCUGGGCCAUUAUGGGGGAUUUUAACUCAGUUCUGAACUCCAGUGAGAGAUUAAACUACCACACCUAUGCCUAUGAUAUGACUGAUCUGCUGCAAUUUAGGCUCAAUAAUGAUUUGAUUGAUGCCAAGGCCACUGGUACUCACUUCACUUGGAACAGAGGGAACAAAUGGGCCAAAUUUGAUAGGGUGAUGGUGAACUGUGAAUGGGAUGCUCUACACUGGGAUUGUUGGGCUGAAUUUAAGCCCAUGGAGUUCCAAUCUGACCACUGUCCUGUUCUACUUCACCUCAUCCAAUCAUCCACCAAAGGCCCUAAACCCUUCAAAUUCUUCAACAUGUGGCUUAAACAUGACUCUUUUGAUAAUACUUUGAAGCAUGUAUGGGACAUGAGGAUUAAUGGAACUAGACAAUUUAGACUAUGCAGAAAAUUGAAGAUGCUGAAGCAUCCUCUCAAACAGUUGAACAACAAGGAUUUUGCACAUAUCUCUUCCAGGGCUGAGGAGGCUAGAAAGUGCUACACUGACCUCAUGGUUAAGCUGUACAAGGACCCUGAUAACUUGGAGUUACUCCAGCUUGUUGCCAAUACCAGGAAGAAAGCCUCUUUCUACUCUGAUGCAGAAAGAUCCUUUUUCCAACAAAAGGUGAAGUGUAACUUUAUUAAUGAAGGGGACAAAUGCACAAAAUUCUUCCAUGCAAUGGUAAAGAAACAAAGUGUGUUGAAUGCCAUCCCUGUUUUGAUUACAUCCCAAGGAACCACUACUACUUCUCUGGAGGCUAUUGUUGAGGAAUUCAUUGGCUACUAUAAUCAGAUUUUUGGUAAUACAGUCCCUACUACCCCGGUGGAUUGGAAUGUCUUUAGAGCGGGGCCCAUCAUCCAAUACCAGGAUGUCAUUGACUUGAGAGCUUCUGAAAGAGACUUUGCCCCACUUGUGAAUAAGGUGGAUGAACAUAUCAGAAAAUGGAACACCAAAACCCUGUCUGCUGCAGGAAGAUUGGAACUCAUCAGAUCUGUUAUCCAAGGUAUUGAAGGAUUCUGGUUCCAAGCUUUCCCUAUUCAUAAAUCUGUCUUGGAUAGAAUAACCUCCCUUUGUAGAACUUUCCUUUGGGGGAGUAAGUUCUGUAAGGUUGCUUGGGAGGAUAUCUGCAAGCCCAAGGAUGAAGGGGGGCUUGGUUUGAAUCAGCCCUUAAUCUGGAAUCAGGCACUUUUGAGCAAGAACCUCUGGAAUAUUGCCUCUAACAAGGAAACCCUGUGGGUGCAGUGGGUUCACUCUGUUUAUCUUGAUGGCAAUGACUUUUGGACUUGGAGUCCUGGGAAGAAGGACUCCCACUUUUUCAAGAAGCUGACUGAAAUCAGAGACAUGCUAGUACUCAAGUCUGAGAACAGAUGGGAACUUGAAAAUCAACUCUAUAAUCUGGGUGAAAUAUCUGCUACCAAAGUUUAUGAUAUACUUAGAACCAGGGGUGAAAUGAGACCCUGGAUGAAGGCUAUUUGGAAAUCCUAUAUCCCACCCAGAUAUUCAUUCUGUGCUUGGUUGAUCUUCCGUAAGAGAAUUCCUACCAAAACCAGCCUUCACUUCAUUGAUAUGGAGAAUAGAUUAUGUGAGCUCUGCCACAAGGAGGAGGAAACUGGUCAGCACCUCCUUUUCAGCUGUGAAACCUCCACACUCAUAUGGAAUGCUAUCAGAUCAUGGCUUGAGAUUGGCCCUACCCUGCCUACCCUGGAUAGAGCCCUUACUUGGUUAAGGAGACUGAGGAGCAACCAUUGCUCUAGGAGGAAGAUGAUAAGGCUGGCUAUUCUUAGCACAGCCUACCACAUUUGGAGAUUGAGGAAUGGUGUGUACUUUGACAACCAGGCCAUUAAUAUUGAUGGAUUGGUUGGGUUUUCACUGUGGUUGGUUGCUGGACAUUUGAUUAACACUGGGGACCUUUGGGUAACUGGUGUUAUCCCUAUGCCCAGUUUCCUUGAGGCUGGAAACAUUUCAAAUGUUGAUGUGUCUUCCCUUUGGUGCUGGUUGGGUGGGUGGAACCCCACUGGUUAUGUGGACUGUACCUUGGAUGUUGAUGAUGGAUCACGUGUUCGUGAGAUUGAGUCCUUGGAGAGGGAGUAUAUGUGCUUGGCUUGUGAUGCCACCAACAUAUACUCCCUCCAUGCUCUGGUUUGGUCUACCAUACUACUGCCUGGUGUUGCGAGGAAAGAGCCCACACCCCCAACUCCACCGAAGAAGAAGCUUCCGGAGUUGAAGGUGGAUGACGAGGUAACUUGUGACACCUUGGAGUCUGAGAAUUCUUGUGAUGAAAAUGAAUCAGUGAAUGAUGAGCUUGAAUGUGAGAUGGAAAGUGAUAAAGAAUGUGAGGAUGAUGAUUCCUCUGAGAACAAAUCCGAAUCCCAAUCUGUGGACGAAGAAGCUGUAGAGAAGGUGCUGCGUGAGAAGCUAUUGGAACAAAGUAAAGACACCCCUAAGGUGUCUGAGAAAAUGCCUGAACCACCUCCCAAAAAGACGUAUGCUGAUCUACUCAAGAACAACAGGGGCGAGAAACAAGGGAUGCAGCUCUUCAAGGUAGACCUGCCUGAUACAGAGGAGGUCUUUAUACCCAAAGAAGCUAUCCUCCGAGUUGAAGACAUUUGGGGAUACUGCCUGAUAGGUUGUUUUGCUGGAAAAUUUCCUGGACUUAAGGCUAUUCAGAAGAUGGUGGAUGGCUGGGGAGUACCUUGUGAAAUCCUACCACACAAUAGAGGAUGGAUUGUGUUGAAAUUUUCGACAGAAGAACACAGACAAGUUGUUAUGACAAAGCCUGUGGAAGAAAUCACCAUUAACAGGAAGAAGCUGAUGUUUAAAAUCCCUGAAAAGGACUUUAUGUGGAAUUGUAAAUCUUUUGCCACUAUGCCUAUAUGGGUUAAGCUCCUGGAUGUUCCUAUGGGUUUCUGGACUCCCUUGGGCCUGUCUCUUAUUGCUUCCAAAUUAGGAACAC
This is a messenger RNA of Cuscuta campestris, 8911 nucleotides long. Lineage: Eukaryota; Viridiplantae; Streptophyta; Magnoliopsida; Solanales; Convolvulaceae. The record is from the annotation of a GenBank genome assembly.